Molecule: messenger RNA, 1737 nt
Organism: Microdochium trichocladiopsis
Lineage: Eukaryota; Fungi; Ascomycota; Sordariomycetes; Xylariales; Microdochiaceae
Product: adenosine deaminase family protein
Exons: 2
Coding region: 1-1737 (578 amino acids)
Biological process (GO): adenosine catabolic process; inosine biosynthetic process
Molecular function (GO): adenosine deaminase activity
Source: RefSeq, a predicted model, not a curated record
AUGGACACGAGGUAUUUCGGGCCCGCUGCCUGGUCCGACCAGGAGUGGCAGGACAUUGCCCAGCAGGUCCCCAAGGAGACAGACCCCUUCCUCCAGAAGUACCUCGAGGGCCGUGAUGCUCUGAUCGCCCAGGAAAACUCCCAGCGCAGCGACGCCUCUUUCCGCAAGAACCUGUCUCCCAUUGCUAGAAAGGCCUGCGAUAUUGUCAGCCGUAUCCGCGAUGAGGAGAGCAGGACAAUAUGGACACCCGCCCUCGAGGACUCAAUCGCCCAGCAGUCAGACGUAACUGUCCACCCGGGCAUGAUGUUUUCUCUUUCCAAGGAGCGCAUGGAGCAGACCAAGCUGUGGCACAUUGUCCGCAAGAUGCCCAAGGGCACACUCCUCCACUCCCACCUCGACGCCAUGGUCGACUUCCACUUCCUCUUUGAUGUCCUCUUUGACACCCCUGGCAUCCACAUGAUGUCGGACCGGCCCCUCGUCUCCGACGAAGACCUCCGCGAGGCGCAGCUGCUCUUCCGCUAUUUUAAAGAGCCCCGGACCCAGGGCAAUGUCUGGGACAAGGACGACUACACCCCCGAGACGCCCAUCGUCCUUGCGCAGGCCGCCGAGUCCUUCCCCAACGGCGGCAAGCAGGGCUUCCGCAAGUGGCUGUACGGCCGGUGUACACUCUCCCAGACCGAUGCUGUCGCGCAGCACCACGGCAUCGACGACAUCUGGCGCAAGUUUGCCAUGUGUUUCCGCGUGUGCAACUCGAUGAUCCACUACGAGCCCAUCUUCCGCGCCUUUCUCCGCAGACUCAUGUCCCAGCUCAAGGCCGACGGGAUCAACUACAUCGAGCUGCGCUUCGCCUGGGCGCUAGACUACUGCAGGGAAGGGCACGAGGAACCAGAAUCCGACUUCACCGCCAUGAUGGACCACCUGGCCGACGAGAUCGCCAAGUUCAAGGCCACGGAAGAGGGCAAAGGGUUCUGGGGCAUCCGCACGAUUUGGACGUCACUGCGCUUCUUCCCCGACCGCUCCAUCGUCCAGGACAUGGACAACUGCAUCACCACCAAGAUCACACAUCCCGAGCUCAUCGCUGGCUACGACCUCGUCGGCCAGGAGGACACGGGCAGGCCGCUCCGUGACCUGCUCCCCGAGAUCUUCUGGUUCCGGAAGCAGUGCGCCGAGGAAGGCGUCAACAUCCCCUUCUUCUUCCACGCAGGCGAGACGCUGGGCAGCGGCAGCGACACGGACCACAACCUCUUUGACGCGAUCCUGCUCGGCACGCGCCGCAUCGGGCACGCAUUCAGCCUGUACAAGCACCCGCUGCUCAUCGAUCUCGUCAAGGAGAAGAAGAUCCUCGUCGAGUCGUGCCCCAUCUCCAACGAAGUCCUCCGGCUGUGCGGCUCGGUCAUGUCCCACCCCCUGCCGGCCCUGCUCGCAAGAGGUGUCGCGUGCUGUCUGUGCAACGAUGACCCGGCCAUGCUGGGCCAGGACACUGCCGGCUCGACGCACGACUUCUGGCAGGCCCUCCAGGGAUGGGAGAAUCUCGGUCUCGCCGGGUUGGGAAGCCUGGCCGAGAACAGCAUCCGCUGGGCCGCAUUCGAGGAUCAGACGCCCGACGAGUGGGCAAAGGAUCUACGCGAGGCGAGCUUGGGAGACACCCUCAAGGCACAGAGGCUCAGGGAGUGGCAGGUCGAGUGGGAAAAGUUCUGUCUCUGGGUGGUCACGGAAUAUGGUGGCGAGGAUGAAUGA